AUGUCUCAGUUUCGCGCCAAAAAGCUGGACAUUGCCGGGUUCAUCAACCCGCGCAUCAUCAGAGAUCACACAAAGCGACAAGUCUUCAAACAAUUUGAACCUGAAAGACAAGCUCUUCGCUACCUCGUCCGCAACACUUCUCUCCCCAUGCGUGUCCGCGCCCAAGCCCAACUCAAGCUCUCCCAAAUGCACUGCUACACCAAUCCCACACAGAUCAAGAACAGAUGUACGGCCGGAGGCAUAGCGAGGGGUGUUUUCAGAGAUUUCAGACUGGGAAGGUUCCAAUUCCGUAUGCAAGCCCUUGCUGGAAAACUUCCAGGUGUCAGGAAGGCGAGUUGGUAA
Histoplasma capsulatum G186AR is the source of this 342-nucleotide messenger RNA. RefSeq names its product mitochondrial 40S ribosomal protein MRP2. Gene Ontology annotation, cellular component: mitochondrial small ribosomal subunit; ribosome. NCBI's taxonomy places the organism in Eukaryota, Fungi, Ascomycota, Eurotiomycetes, Onygenales, Ajellomycetaceae. Gene Ontology annotation, biological process: translation. The record is from RefSeq and is a predicted model, not a curated record. The transcript has 3 exons. Gene Ontology annotation, molecular function: structural constituent of ribosome. The coding region runs from base 1 to 342 and encodes 113 amino acids.